AUGACAGUAGUCGAAGACAUCCGUGAACAACUCAAUCAGCUGGGACUGGACACCCGCGGAAACAAGUCCGCAUUAAAGAAACGCCUCCGGAAACAUCUCAAGAAGGACGCCAAAACCAGCUUCACCAAAGAUAGCAACAGCAGCGACGACGACAAUGAUGAGGAUGAGGAAGGUACAACUUCAAAACCACAAAAACCCUUGGACGAGAAAAAGCAGCAACAAAAACCCUCGGACGAGAAGAAACAGCCACAAAAGCAGCAAGAGCUGGAGCAGGACGUUGGUCAAAGUCAGAAGAAGCUGCACAAGAACAGUCGAUACGACUAUUAUCUCUGCUUCGAUGUCGAGGCGACCUGUGAGCUUGGGUUCCGAUUCGAGUUCCCGAGCGAGGUGAUCGAGUUCCCUAUCGUGCUUCUUGACGGAUCCACUCUUGAAAUCGUGGACGAAUUCCACUCCUAUGUCCGGCCCAUACACAGACCGAUCCUCAGCGACUUUUGUAAAGAGUUGACAGGAAUCAGCCAGGAAACGGUCGAUAACGCGCCAACAUUCGUGGAGGUCCUCGCCCGUUUCGAAGACUGGCUCACAUCUCACGGAAUCAUCCUCUCCGACAACGACACCACUGCAUCAACCACAAUCACAGCUCAACCCCUCGGCAAAAAGGUCAAAUCCAAAAAGUCCAAAAACAACUCUGGUAGAGGAGGCAGCAACAAUGGAAGCCCUUCUAACCUACAAGUCGCCAAUGCCGUCAACGACUUCAAAUACGGGGCCACAUACUCUUUUGUCACCGACGGACCGUUCGACAUCCGUGACUUUAUUAGCAAACAAUGUCUUCACUCCAACAUCCUCCGCCCUUCGUAUUUCGCCCACCCUUACAUCGACGUCCGCACAAUGUUCCGAGACUACUUUGACUUGAUCCAGUGGAAGAACCUCGAACGCAUGUUGGGCUUUUUGGGCGAAACCUUUGAGGGCCGUCAACAUAGCGGGAUCUGUGACGCACGGAUGGUCGCCCUAAUCGCCAAGCGGCUCGCCCAGGGGUUCCGCAAGGACCAAAACGACCCCAUCUUCCAGGAAGAGAACACAGAACUGGUGGCGCCGCAGUGGAGUGGUGAAAAGAUUGCAAAGUUCAAGGAAGGAUGUGUGUUGAAGGCCAACCGAUCGACAAACAACACGUUUAUCAAGAUGAUCUCCUUCAAGAAGGUUGCUCAGAUCGAGGCUUUGCCGGCUGCAGUCGCCGCUGGAAAGGUCGCCCCGCCAAUCCUCCCUAAACCACCCACCGGUUCUCAAGUGAAAAAAGACGCCGACGACGACAAAGGGCCGGACAAUGUGCCAGCGGUGAAAGCAUUCUCGCUGCCAUCACCCGAAGAGUCUGCGCCAACAUCUCCAAUUGUAGAGACCUUUGUAUCAGAAUCAAAGUUCUCUGCUCUCUCGUUGAGCUCCGAAUAA
Messenger RNA from Linnemannia hyalina, 1440 nucleotides. The record is from the annotation of a GenBank genome assembly. NCBI's taxonomy places the organism in Eukaryota, Fungi, Mortierellomycota, Mortierellomycetes, Mortierellales, Mortierellaceae.